Punctularia strigosozonata HHB-11173 SS5 is the source of this 899-nucleotide messenger RNA. Its product is annotated as RNA-binding domain-containing protein. Gene Ontology annotation, molecular function: mRNA binding. The transcript has 6 exons. Gene Ontology annotation, biological process: mRNA export from nucleus. Lineage: Eukaryota; Fungi; Basidiomycota; Agaricomycetes; Corticiales; Punctulariaceae. The record is from RefSeq and is a predicted model, not a curated record. The coding region runs from base 1 to 717 and encodes 238 amino acids. Gene Ontology annotation, cellular component: nucleus.
AUGGCCACUAGACAGGAUCGUUCUCGCAAACCGUAUGGUCGACCUGAUGAAGACCGGCCUACCGCGGAGGAUGGAUCCUGGCUACACGACAAAGCUCCCGGAACCAACCGCCAACGAAGAAGGUCUCCAGUGAGUGCGCCAGCAAACGCCGCCCCGAACUCGAGGCUUGUGGUGUCCGGCUUGCACUACGAAGUGACGGCGAAAGAUCUCAUCAAUGCUUUCGGCCACAUGGGAACGCUCGUGCGCGAGCCAUUGAUCAAGUACGACCGCAGCGGACGCUCGACGGGAGUCGCCAUCGUCACGUACGAAACCGCCGAUGAAGCCGCCUUGGCAAAGGCCAAGUUUGACGGCGUCAGAAUCAACGACAAACCGAUGAGGGUCUCCUUCGACACAGCACCUCCCAAAUCUCAACGUUCAGUCAGCGCGCCUACGUCGCUCCUCAACAGGAUCGAAAAACCGCCUUUGAUCGACCGUCUGGCAGACGAUAAAGCUAGUGCCGCCAUUGAGAAACCCUCGAGGACUGCGGGAUCGGGGCCAGUUCGGACUAGGGGCGGGAGAGGUCGCGGAGGCGCUGCUCCGCGCACCCCCCGCGAAAGCAAGAAGCCCAAGACGGCGGAAGAGCUCGACAAGGAGCUGGAAUCGUUUAUGGGCGAUACGAGCGCCCCGGUGCAGCCUUCGGUGGCCAGCGCUGAUGCGGACGUCGAAAUGGCGUCUUAAAUUCGCGAAAGCUCACCGUAGCAUUUACGAGGCCCUUCUUUUGAAUCGUCCUUGCCAAUCAUAGCAGACAUCCAUGCUCCUCUCGUGAUCAGGCCAUGCUUUCGUUGUACAUUAUCAGCCUCUCCCUGUUGCUCAAAACCGAUACUCAGUCCACAAUAGUCUAAAAUACAUACUUAACUCGC